UGACUGCCUUCGAAGAAAUGGGUGUUAUGCCAGAAAUUGGCAAAGCUGUAGAAGAAAUGGAUUGGAGUCUUCCUACAGAUGUUCAAAAUGAAGCUAUACCAAUGGUAUUAGGUGGUGGAGAUGUAUUAAUGGCUGCAGAAACUGGCAGUGGUAAAACAGGAGCAUUUUGUUUACCAAUCUUACAAAUAGUCCAUGAAACAUUAAGAGAUUUAAGAGAAGGGAAAGGUGCUCAGACUAGUACUUCCAGACCAAAAUCUUCUACAGGUAAAAGUCAUAAAUGGAAGAUGAAUUCAUUUGAUAGAGGAAGUGCAAUGGCCAUUGAUCCUGAGGGUACAUUAUGUCAAGCUAGAGAUGCUGGUGGUUGGCAUGGUACAAGAUCUAACAAGGCUGUUGUUGGUGGAGGUAAAUAUUACUAUGAGGGUACUGUAACUGAUGAAGGAUUAUGUAGAGUAGGUUGGUCCACUGAUAAAGCUACAUUAGAUCUAGGAACUGAUAAAUUUGGUUAUGGAUUUGGUGGAACAGGAAAGAAGUCAUGGGGAAAGCAGUUUGAUUCGUAUGGAGAGGCUUAUGGAAUGAAUGAUACUAUUGGAUGUUAUUUAGAUUUAGAGAAAGGAGAAAUUAGAUGGUCUAAAAAUGGCAUUGAUUUGGGGAAAGCUUAUGACCUACCUAAGCAUACAUUGAAUGAGAAAUUUUUUGCUGCAGUAGUAUUGAAGAAUGCAGAAAUGGAGUUUAACUUUGGUGACCAGCCAUUCAAAUUUCCUCCAAAGGCUGGAUAUAUUGGAUUGAGUCAAGCUAGUAAGGAUCAUAUUAUAGAGUCCAAUAUUGUGGGUAAGUGUUUUUCUAAAGGUGCAGUGAAUGCUAAACCAGCACCUAACGCUCCACAAGCAAUCAUUAUUGAACCUUCAAGAGAAUUGGCUGAACAGACCCUGUCUCAGAUACAAAAGUUUAAGAAACAUGUCAGCAAUCCCCAAGUCAAUGAAUUGUUAAUUAUUGGAGGUGUCAGUGCUAAGGAACAAGUUGAUGCAUUAGAACGAGGGGUAGAUAUAGUUGUUGGUACACCUGGUAGAAUGGAAGAUUUAAUAUCAACUGGUAAACUAGCAUUACAUCAAGUUAGAUUCUUUGUCCUUGACGAAUGUGAUGGUCUGCUAUCACAGGGUUAUGGUCAACUGAUAACCCGACUCCAUGAUCAAAUACCUAAAGUCACUAGUGAUGGUAAACGCUUACAGAUGAUAGUCUGCUCUGCUACACUUCACUCCUUUGAUGUGAAGAAAAUGGCUGAAAAAUUGAUGUAUUUUCCAACAUGGAUAGAUUUAAAAGGUGCAGAUGCUGUACCAGAAACUGUUCAUCAUGCUAUAUGUAUGGUGGAUCCAAGAGAAGAUCGUCAAUGGUCAUCAAUACGUAAUCAUAUAAAAACGGAUGGUGUUCAUGCUAAAAACAGAUUGAAUUAUAAUUCUCCAGAUGAAGGUAAUUUUUAUUAUACGCCGUCACCUCAUUCUGUUGGUUCGUCUGUCCGUCCGUCUGUCCACAAUUGCUUGUAA
Molecule: messenger RNA, 1538 nt
Organism: Lottia gigantea (owl limpet)
Lineage: Eukaryota; Metazoa; Mollusca; Gastropoda; Lottiidae
Exons: 20
Coding region: 18-1538 (506 amino acids)
Molecular function (GO): ATP binding; protein binding; nucleic acid binding
Source: RefSeq, a predicted model, not a curated record